Fusarium pseudograminearum CS3096 is the source of this 1416-nucleotide messenger RNA. RefSeq lists its product as uncharacterized. The transcript has a single exon. The record is from RefSeq and is a predicted model, not a curated record. Lineage: Eukaryota; Fungi; Ascomycota; Sordariomycetes; Hypocreales; Nectriaceae. Gene Ontology annotation, molecular function: transmembrane transporter activity. Gene Ontology annotation, cellular component: fungal-type vacuole membrane. Bases 1 to 1416 code for a protein of 471 amino acids. Gene Ontology annotation, biological process: transmembrane transport.
AUGGACCGUUCUAGUCAGGACAUUGACCUUGAGUCUCUUGGCUCGACUGAUUCAGCCCAGCAUCAACAAGUCCCAGAACGAGCAGUCUCUCGUACUGACACCAACACCGAUGAAGCUGCCUUGGAAGAGUUCGAGCCGAGCAUCUUGGAGCGAGCUGUGGAUUCAAUAUGGGGUAGAUUCUCAUCAUGCGAUGGAAGCGGCCAGGUAACUCAUCCUGACCGUGGUUGGAGGCCGUGGUGUAUCAUCCUGUCAUGCCAUUUGAUCUUUAUGAACACCUGCGGCUGGGUUAACUCUUCCGGUGUUUUCCAGAUGUAUUACACUGAGAACACGUCUCUUCCCGCAGGCAAGAUCUCGUGGGUCGGAUCUAUCGGUGCUUACUUUCUCUUCUUCGUUGGGGCUCUGACGAGCUGCCUGGUCUAUGCUAAUACUGUUCGCUGGAUCUUCAGUAUAGGCAUCAUCCUGCAGUUCUUCGGUCUCAUUCUUACUUCGGUAUGUAGGGAAUACUGGCAAUAUCUCCUGGCGCAGGGCGUUUUGAUCGGCUUGGGUCACGGUCUCAUCUUCUGUCCUGCUCUUGCAGUUCUCUCAACUGACUUUGCGACACGAAGGCCCCUCGAGAUCGGAUUUGCUGCGUGCGGAAGCGUGAUGGGCGGAACCAUGUUUUCAGGCAUCGUGCGGCUCCUUCUCCCAAAUUUGGGUUACGAAUGGACGUUGGUGGUUGUGAGCUCGGUGAAGCUGGUCACCUUGGUCCUCGCGUUGAUACUGGUCAAGCCGAAAGCCAAGCCUUGUCAAUCCCAUCCGAUAAUUGGGUUUGCUAUGUUCAAGGAUACCGAGUAUAUCAUGUUUGUCGUCGCUUCCUUCUUCACUACGAUGGGAGUUCACAUUGCUUAUUAUUUUUUAGCAUUGUAUUCACGAACCGCCUUCAAUGCCCCCCUCUCUUCUGAGAAAUCACUAUAUCUGCUCGUGAUCUUCAACGGCAUUGGUAUUGUUGGCUACUUUGCCACGUUCGUGGCAAGCCAUGUCUAUGGGAUUAUCAAUGUAUCAACACUGGUCACGCUAGCCGCAUCACUAUUCAUUUACUUUUGGAUAGCCGUACAAAAUUCUGUCGGCCUGUACGUUUGGUCUGCAUUCUAUGGUAUCGUUGCCGCAGCUGUACAGAGUCUUUUGUCUACGGGUGCGUCGUCGUUCACAGAGGGCCAAGACAGGCGCGGUGUGAGAGCCAGCGUGACGUUUAUGAUCGCGAGUAUUGCGGCGCUGACUGGACCGUCCAUUGCAGACGCAAUCAUAGAGCUACAAGGGGGCUAUAUGGGUGCGCAAGUUUUUGGCGGGUCGGUGACACUGUUGGGUUUUGCAAUUUUGGCUGCAGCGAAGAUUAGGUGGAUGAAAAGAACCAGCGUUGGGUGGUUAGAAAAGAUCUGA